CUCCUCCUGAUAGGGAAGUGACGCGAUUGUCAACAACAAGCGGUUUGCUAGCGCCUGCUGGAAAACUAAAAACUUAAUCGAUACCUAUAAAGGCCGAUCACUGGAAGCUUGUUCAAAUCACCCGUAGCUACGAUACACACCGUUUCCCUGAGCGCAGAGGGUGAUGUUUGGAGGUGGGCGAUUAGUGGAGUGAUGAGCGGAGUGAGCCGACACUGUGGCUGAGCAGAAGCGGAGGAGUCCGAAUGGAGUCCGGGGUCAGAUGAGUCGGGCGGACAGACAGUGGGGGCUGGAGCCGAGCUGUUUCAGCUAACUAACCAACAGUUAAGCUGACUCAGUAGCAUGUACUGAAUGUAGCAGUCAUUGUGAAAUGUCAAAAUUUAACGAGCUGUAGUAUUACAUCCCAAGUCAAAGCCGAACCGUGUCUUAAAAAUUUAAUGGGCCAACCAGUAUUCUUUACUGGCUACCGCUACUGCUGCUAGCCUAACCUAGCCAGCUCGUGUUUAAUACCGCGUCGUAUUAACUUACCUUGCCUAAUGUAAUGUUACGGUGUAUAUGAAAGACUGAAUAGAGUAUUUAAGUGGCUGGAAAGACAUUUAGGGACAUACAUGUAUCUGACUUGAGGCAGAAAAGUCUGCCGUUUUAGUCUGAGUUACGGUGUAGCUUCCGUAGCUAAAGUUAAUUAGCUUCGCUGGUGAAACUUGUCAAUGCUUUUAUGUUGCGGAAUUUUGCGAGACGUGUUUAGGCAUACAGGUUACUCUGCUUUAUUAACAUUCAGAAACAGUUAAGCAUUUUCGUUGAGAGGAAAAUCUUUAUUUGUAAAACUAGGAUAGCAUUGUCAGUUUUGACAAGUUGGGUAGCUUAGCCAUCUAGCUAACUAGCUAGCUACCUCUGUUGAACUCUUUGUUGGUCCCAGUCGCUUAUAAUGAAAAACUGCGAAUAUCAGCAAAUCGACCCCCGAACUCUCGGAACACCAGCCUCAACGCCCAGUUCCACUCUGCCAUGUGCGAAGAAAAGCUCUCAUCGUCCGCGACGAAAAUGGGAAGUUUUCCCAGGCAGAAAUCGUUUCUACUGUGAUGGACGCAUCAUCGUUGCCCGGCAGUGCGGUGUGCUGCCUCUGACACUCGGCCUUAUUCUCUUCACCAGUGGCUUAUUCUUCGUGUUUGAUUGCCCCUUUCUGGUGGCUCACCUCACCGUCUGCAUCCCGGUGAUUGCCGGUGUGCUGUUUUUGUUUGUGGUCAUCAAUCUUCUUCAGACCAGUUUUACAGACCCAGGGAUCUUACCAAGGGCUUUACCAGAAGAGGCUGCUGACAUAGAGCGUCAAAUCGAUAACUCCGGAUCAGGCACAUACCGGCCACCACCACGGACUAAGGAAAUCCUUAUUAACGGACAAGUGGUCAAACUCAAAUAUUGCUUCACGUGCAAGAUGUUCCGCCCACCACGCACUUCUCACUGUAGUCUUUGUGACAACUGUGUAGAGCGUUUUGACCACCACUGCCCAUGGGUGGGGAAUUGUGUUGGGAAGCGCAACUAUCGCUUUUUCUAUACUUUUAUAGUCUCAUUAUCCUUUCUCACCUCCUUCAUUUUUGGAUGUGUGAUAACACAUCUCACUUUACGAUCACAAGGUGGAAGAGGUUUUAUUCAAGCCUUACAGGAGAGCCCAGCCAGUGUUGUCGAGCUGGUUGUUUGUUUCUUCUCCAUCUGGUCUAUUCUGGGCCUCUCUGGCUUCCAUACAUACUUGGUAGCCUCCAACCUCACAACCAAUGAAGAUAUAAAAGGCUCUUGGUCAAGUAAAAGGGGAGCAGAAGAUUCAGGGAACCCUUACACCUACAACAGUAUCUUCACUAACUGUUGUGUGGUGCUGUGUGGACCUAUGGCUCCCAGUUUGAUUGACAGAAGAGGCUUUUUACCUCCGGAUGUGAUCCCUCAAACUGUCAACUCUGAUACUGAUCUUCAUCCUUUCAUGUCCAAGAAUGACACCAACAUGUGCACACAGGGAACUAAGGAACUUCUGGAGUCAGUUGCUCACUCUUCACUGAUCCGGGGCACCUGCACCCCAGCAGCACCUAAGACUGCCCCGGUGACCCAGGAGAGUCUCCUCAGUACUGUCUCCAGCACUCUGUCAGCAUCUAGUAGGCCUCCGCCUACUGGCUGCUCAGGAAGACAGGCUCGCCGCCCCAUGGACAAGUCAUGCCCUCAGAGAGGGAGCAAACGGGCCUCCCUCCCCACACAUAAAGCCAGCUUCCGUCUGCCCAGUCCACCAUACUCAUUCAGCCAAAGCCCUCUCAUUCUCAGUGAUGCUCCUGACAUUGGCUUUAUCUCACUGACUUGAGGAUAACUAAACCACCCCUGGCAGACAUGGCACAGUUCAUUCACAUGUACUGUUACCGGGUGGCUAAGAAGAAAGCUUUUUUUCUUUUCUUUUUUUUUUUUAUAAAACUCAGGAUUUUCUCAGGAGACAUGCCGUUUUGGAAUACUAGAGAAUAACCUCUUGACUUAUUACUUUUAAUGAACAAUUUUGUGAAACGGCAAACAGAUCUGAGGAACAAGUACAACUGCCUCUUUCAUCUGCUUAAACUGAGUAAAGAGAAGCACAAUACAUGUUUCAUGACAAAUGAUGUUUCCUGCUUUGUUCACAGUGAUCACAGCUAGGGUAUCAAAAAGGUAUCAAAAUACAAUACUUUUAUGACAGAAUUACUAAAAUAUUGUAUCAAAGUAUUCUUUGUCAUUCAGUACUGAAUUUCAGUACCUAAGUAGUCUUAUUAUCAUUAGUAGUACUAUUAAUGGAAGCACUUGAUUAGUCUGUGAUUGAUUACUGUCAGUAAAUAUACCCACAUCACAAUAAUUUGUACUUUACGCCACAUCCACUUUCAUUGUAAUUUGAAAGAAUGUACUGAAAAAGUAUCGUUUAGGAAUCAAUGUCAAAAUUACGGUAUCUGAAUUGAUGCCUAUAGCGAAAAUAUUUUUAUGAUACCCAGCCCUAACCAACAUUUGGUGUUCCACUAAGCCUUGAGCCAUGUUAAAGCCUUUGUCCAUUUGCUUGCAAUCAUAGCAAUAAUUUUGAUUUAAAGACCGGACUUUGAUUAGGGAAGUCUUACUUCACAUGUACAGCCAUACGACAGACAUCUGCCAUGUAACCAUUUGGGGGUAAAGGGUCAGGGGUGAAUAUGACACGGUGAAAGAGAUUAUGGACUUUGUUUUUGAGUUUGUAAAUGAAUGGUCAAGUUUAGGAUAUGAUGAUGAUGAUUGUGUAUGUUUAUUAGGAGUAUUAAAGUGUAUUUGCUAGUCAGGAAUAUCAUCACUGGACCUCCUUUAAGAUUUUAUGUCAAGGGCAGUGGUCCUCAAACUUUAAUUUCAGAGUUAAAAUGAUUUACACAAGCAAAUAUGAACCUCAGUGUACUUGCUUGAUUAGAGAGGUGUACUUAGUUAGAUGAAAAGCUUUGUGGGAUGUGGUUGAGCUGAACAAGAGUGAUCUUCAGCUUGCAGACCAACACUCAAGCUGCAGAACUUUACUAAUGUGGACUAUUUGUUUUACAGAUCAAAACAAUGGUCCUUAUUCACCAACUGUUCUUAAGGAGAAAUUAUGCAGUUUUACAUGAACAUUUUGACAUUCACCAGUGUUUGCUUUGGAUUUGUUCUUAGGUACGAACAGAAUCUACACACACUUGAGAACAAAGGAGCGAACAUUUCUGCAGUUUAAGAACACAUCAUGAGUCUGACGACUUUUUCUUAGAACCUUUUUCAAGAACAGAACAAGAUAUUGGUGAAUGAGGCCUAUUGUUUUUUAAUAUACAUUUAUGUAUGUGUUGUUUAUCUUUAAGCUUGUUGACCCAAGUUUGAGAACCACUGUCUAGAUAACUUUUAUGUGAACUAGAAAGAUUCUUGUAUUUUUUGUAUGUCUAGAGUGGUCAGUAAUUAUUAGAGUUUACUGACAAGAAGUGUUACAUUCAGACAUUAAGCUAGUUUGUUUAACUUUUUUAAAAAUAUGAUAAGCUGGUGACUUACAGGGGGUAUAUAGAGUCAUGGUAUAUAACACAAGGUAAUAUAUGGAUAUAAGUUGAGUUAAGCUGACUUGUCCUUAAAACAGAUUCAGAUGAUGAAUAUUCAGGGGAAGCUAUAUGGGUUCACUGCUUUAUUUGGAUUUCUGUUAUAAUCAGUGAGAAUGUCAUGUAGUUAUUGCUUUUUCAUGUUGGUUGUAGGGGUUCAAAUAGCCCCUUUUAUGUGUUAUUUUCAUUACUUUAUCCAUUAACUGUACGUCUGAGUGACUGUAUAGCAUAGCUAAGCUUUAGGUUCUAUGUUGCAGUUAUUUAUUUUUUUAACCAUAUGCUUACACAAGGACACAACAAAGUGUUGUACGUUGACCUACACCUUUAAUUGAAAGUAAAUUCAACACUGCCAACAUCAUAUAUUUUACAUUUGAAACAGUAUUGAGAAGCUCUUGUUUGCCUUAUUUUGAUAUACGUGAAAAAGGUGAACAUGGUGAAUUUGUGUUCUGUAGGCAAGUGUACACUGUCUGUUCUAUAUAACAUGUUCACAAGAUGUCGUAUUCUCAUAAAGAAAUUUCUAUGCAUUCACUGUGCCCUAUGGUGGGUAAAA
Molecule: messenger RNA, 4593 nt
Organism: Pygocentrus nattereri (red-bellied piranha)
Lineage: Eukaryota; Metazoa; Chordata; Actinopteri; Characiformes; Serrasalmidae
Gene: zdhhc18a
Product: zinc finger DHHC-type palmitoyltransferase 18a
Exons: 9
Coding region: 923-2329 (468 amino acids)
Biological process (GO): peptidyl-L-cysteine S-palmitoylation; protein targeting to membrane
Cellular component (GO): endoplasmic reticulum; Golgi apparatus
Molecular function (GO): protein-cysteine S-palmitoyltransferase activity
Source: RefSeq, a predicted model, not a curated record